AGGACAGGCAGCGAGCUGAGCACAGGAGGGGCCCUAUGGACCUGCCCCCGCAGCUCUCCUUCGCCCUCUACAUGGCUGCCUUUGCGCUGGGCUUCCCGCUCAAUACCCUGGCCAUCGCAGGCGCCGUGUCCCACGCCCGGCUGCGCCUCACCCCCAACCUGGUCUAUACCCUCCACCUGGGCUGCUCUGAUCUCCUACUGGCGAUCUCUCUGCCUCUGAAGGCGGUGGAGGCCCUGGCCGGGGGAGCCUGGCCCCUGCCGGCCUGGCUCUGUCCUGCCUUCGCCCUGGCCCACUUCGCUCCGCUCUACGCGGGCGCGAGCUUCCUGGCUGCCCUGAGUGCCGGCCGCUACCUGGGAGCCGCCUUCCCCUUGGGCUACCAAGCUGUCCGGAGGCCGCGCUAUUCCUGGUGCGUAUGUGUGGCCAUAUGGGCCCUUGUCCUCUGUCACCUGGGGCUGGUCUUUGGCUUGGAGGCUCCGGGAGGCUGGCUGGACAAUACCACCAGCUCCCUGGGCAUCAGCAAGCCAGUCAACGGCUCUCCAGUCUGCCUGGAGGCCUGGGACCCAGCCUCCGCGGGCCCUGCUCGCUUCAGCCUCUCUCUCCUGCUCUUCUUUCUGCCCCUGAUCAUCACGGCCUUCUGCUACGUCGGCUGCCUCCGGGCACUGGUCCGCUCAGGCCUGAGCCACAGACGGAAGCUAAAGGCGGCCUGGGUGGCCGGUGGGGCUCUGCUUACGCUGCUGCUCUGCUUGGGACCCUACAAUGCCUCCAACGUGGCUGGCUUCCUGCACCCCAACAUCGGAGGCUGCUGGCGAAAGCUGGGGCUCAUUACAGGUGCCUGGAGUGUGGUGCUCAAUCCACUGGUGACUGGCUACUUGGGAGGGGGCGCUGGCCAGGGGACAGCAUGUGUGGCCAAAACAAAAGGGGGGCCAUCCCAGAAGUAGUAGCCCCUGCAGCGGGGAAGGGACCAGGAGCAAGAGAGCCUGGCUGCUUCUCCAGGC
Messenger RNA from Hippopotamus amphibius kiboko, 995 nucleotides. It is a transcript of the gene FFAR1, whose product is annotated as free fatty acid receptor 1. The coding region runs from base 36 to 938 and encodes 300 amino acids. Gene Ontology annotation, cellular component: plasma membrane. Gene Ontology annotation, molecular function: bioactive lipid receptor activity. Gene Ontology annotation, biological process: positive regulation of insulin secretion; G protein-coupled receptor signaling pathway; positive regulation of cytosolic calcium ion concentration. The record is from RefSeq and is a predicted model, not a curated record. The transcript has a single exon. NCBI's taxonomy places the organism in Eukaryota, Metazoa, Chordata, Mammalia, Artiodactyla, Hippopotamidae.